UCCUUUCCCCCUCUCAUCGAUUGGAAUCGUGACUUUAAAACGGGACGGCUAUAUACGGAUUGCUAGUCGGUCUGGACCUGUAUCGGGAAUCGUGAUAUCAGAGGCUUGAGUUCGAUGAGAAUACAUUAAGUUCCCGAGUUGCACCUCAGGCUCGCGUGUGAAGCAGAGCAGCAAGCGCGCGCUAGUCCCGACUAGGAAGAUAGACCGCUUAAGAAGAUGUUCCAGGUUUAGCCUCAUCGCACUCUUCAGAGGGCCUAUCUCCCGCCUUCAGUCUUGCAGACGCUUGCUAUCAGCUCUCCCCUCGCCGGAUCGACCCCUGUUGCCUACUCGACCUGAUAUUAUCCUGUUGCGUGAGGCUUAGAUUUUCGAGCUGAUACGCCCGUUACUUAGGAGUAGUAGGCAUCAUGGAGUCGAUCCCGCCGGUGUACUCUGCUGCCACCAAGCCUGGGAAGCGUUACUCUCCACCAUGGGCGGACUUGAGCAUUAUCGGGAUUGCUGGCAGUUCCGGCUCCGGUAAAACGUCCGUGGCUAUGGAAAUUGUGAAGUCCUUGAACAUACCUUGGGUUGUCAUCCUUGUAAUGGAUUCGUUCUACAAAAGCUUGACCCCAGAACAACAUGAAAAAGCUCAUGCGAACCAGUUUGAUUUUGAUAGCCCGGACUCAAUUGAUUUUGAUGCUCUGGUGCAGUGCCUUAGCGAUCUUAAACAAGGAAAAAAAGUAGACAUACCUGUCUAUUCGUUCGUUCACCAUCAACGACAGCCGCAAACUACCCCCCUCUAUUCUCCUCAUGUCCUUAUUCUAGAGGGAAUCCUUGCACUUCAUGAUCAGAGGAUCAUGGAUUUAUUAGACGUCAAAAUCUUCGUUGAAGCGGAUAUGGACGUCUGCUUGGGACGUAGAGUUCUACGUGACGUCAAGGAAAGAGGCCGGGACAUCGAUGGAAUCAUCAAGCAAUGGUUCACCUUCGUCAAGCCUUCAUACAAAAAAUAUAUUGAGCCUCAAAGAUCAGUUUCAGACAUCAUCAUUCCUCGAGGCAUUGAAAAUAAAACAGCUAUUGGGAUGGUUGUGCAACAUAUCCGGCGUAAUCUGGAAGAAAAAUCCGAGAAGCAUAGUGCAACCCUCCAAGAGCUCCGGCGCAUUGCAUCUGAGGAACAGCUAUCUCCCAACGUCAUAAUGAUGCCGCAAACACCGCAGUUUGUUGGAAUGAACACCAUACUUCAAAAUCCGGAAACGGAGCAAGUCGACUUUGUUUUUUAUUUCGACAGGCUCGCUGCGUUGUUGAUUGAAAGGGCGCUAGAUGGCACUUCAUACACACCUAAAGCAGUAGAAACGCCUCAACAUACAAACUACGAUGGGCUCAACCAGGAAGGAAUUGUAUCCGCCGUUGCUAUCUUGAGAGGAGGGUCAUGCCUCGAGACCGCUCUUAAGCGGACAAUUCCUGAUUGUAUCACCGGCCGUGUCCUCAUCCGGACAAAUGAACGCAAUGAAGAACCCCAAUUACAUUAUCUCAAGUUGCCGCUAGGUAUUGAACAGCACUCCACGGUCAUGCUCCUUGACCCCCAGAUGUCGAGUGGAGGAGCAGCCUUGAUGGCGGUUCGUGUGUUGAUUGAUCACGGCGUGGCCGAAGAAAGGAUUGUCUUCGUUACUUGCGCAGCCGGUAAAUCAGGCCUCAAGCGGUUAAGUGCCGUAUAUCCCCACGUCAAGGUCAUUGUUGGAAGGAUCGAAGAGGAGAGAGAAACUCGAUGGAUGGAGAACAGAUAUUUUGGAUGCUGAAGUUAUACAUAGAGACGCACGGAGUUUUACAUAUAUAUAUACUGCCCGUAGAUACUGAUCUUCUAGCGAAAGUGAGAAUCUCUUUUCGAUGAAUUCAUGUCAAGUGAUUGAUAACUAUUUGAUAUUUUUUUUUGACCUAACUAGACUGAAC
Molecule: messenger RNA, 1920 nt
Organism: Aspergillus versicolor CBS 583.65
Lineage: Eukaryota; Fungi; Ascomycota; Eurotiomycetes; Eurotiales; Aspergillaceae
Product: uridine kinase family protein
Exons: 8
Coding region: 405-1769 (454 amino acids)
Cellular component (GO): cytoplasm
Molecular function (GO): kinase activity; ATP binding
Source: RefSeq, a predicted model, not a curated record